CAGAUCUGCGGGGGAAGUUGCGCAAAAAAAAAAAAAAAAAAAUAGAAGAAACGAGGAAGGAAUUUAACUCUUGUUUUCUGCUUCUCGAUUUUCUCUUAAAGCUCGACUGAAACACGCUUCUGCUCUUUUUUUUUAAAACCCAGAAACCAGGUACUUCACGCGACUUGAACAAAUCCAACUCAAAUCCAUAACAGGUGAGUGGUGACUGGGUCAUGGCAGGAAGAGGCGGUGCUACGAGACCUAACGGGCCGAACGCAGCCAACAACAAAAUCUGUCAGUUCAAACUGGUGCUGCUGGGCGAGUCUGCGGUCGGCAAGUCCAGCCUGGUGCUGCGCUUUGUCAAAGGCCAGUUCCAUGAGUUUCAGGAGAGCACGAUAGGAGCGGCCUUCCUGACUCAGACGGUAUGUUUGGAUGACACGACGGUGAAGUUUGAGAUCUGGGACACAGCCGGUCAGGAGCGCUAUCACAGUUUGGCUCCGAUGUAUUACAGAGGAGCUCAGGCAGCCAUAGUGGUGUAUGACAUCACAAAUGAAGAAUCAUUUGCACGUGCAAAGAAUUGGGUUAAAGAGCUUCAGAGGCAAGCCAGUCCUAAUAUUGUAAUAGCUCUGGCUGGAAACAAAGCAGAUCUUGCCAGCAAGAGAGCACUGGACUUCCAGGAUGCACAGUCUUAUGCAGACGACAACAGUUUGCUUUUCAUGGAAACGUCAGCAAAGACGUCGAUGAACGUGAACGAGAUUUUUAUGGCUAUCGCAAAGAAGCUCCCCAAGAACGAGCAACAGGCGGCUGGAACAAACACAUUCCGAAAUCGAGGAGUGGACCUGGCAGAGACGGCACAGCCUGCCAAAGGGCCGUGCUGCAGCAACUAACCACCAAACGCACACAUUCUCACCUCCCAACUAACUCUGCAUCACUUCUGACUUCUGGAAAUGGGGCGCAUCCUUCCAUACCUCGCUCCCUGGAACUGCUAAAGACUCUGUAUAGCUCUGUUUCUAAUACCUUAUUUUUUUAUUUUUUUUUUUUUUGGGUUUUUUUUCUUUUUUUUCUUUUCUUCAUUUUUUAAGCAAAUAUAAGUACUUCAGUAUAAUGGAUGCAUGUAUCACUACAAAGCCUAAAUACACAUUUUUAACUUAACACGGGAAAAGUUAACUAGGUUGAAUGAGAGGGGAAGAAAGAGAGCUUGUGUGUGUGUGUGUGAGUGUGGGUGGGUGGGUGUAUGUGUUGUAUAGUGUAGUAUUAAGGAUGUGGAGGCACAGUAAUAUGUCCUGAACGGGUUUGGUGGCUGUUGGAUGCUCGUAUUUGCAGCCAUGUCAAGCUGUACAUGCAGCUUUCAUUGCGUCUGAGUGCCAUAAACGAAGUCGUCAAUCAGCUAUGGAGAGGUCUGAACAAGAACAACCUGAUCCUAAACAAAAGAUGCUACCUAAACGAUCACCAUUAUAUAAGUACAUUUUCUAGAGAGAAGUUUUUUUUUUGUGUGCAUGUUUUGACUGUUAAUCUGGUAAAAUUAUUCUCAUGUUAAAAAAGUCACUCAUUAACUAGUACAGCAUCCAGGAGUUUAGGAAUCUCUUUCUUGUAAAAUUCGAUAUUUUGGUGUCCAAGUUCUUCAACGGAAAGUAACUUUUCGCCACCCCCCUCUAGCUGAGUUUCAGCUGAAAUUCAUCUCAGAUACGAUAUCAGUCACGAUAAAGAAUCCGACGGAUACAAAACGAGGGCGAAAGUAAACCUCUGCGUAUCCAAGCUUUUUGUUGUGUAGCUGUUGGAGAACGAUCACCCUUCUACCUACGCAUUCCUCCUCAAAUCUAAGAAUACUCUCUGUCCUUGUCUUUUCCUGGAGGUUAUUAAAGUAUUGCUGGCUGAUGGCCUCAGCGAAUCUGUUUCUGUCCUGGAUGGACAUCUCAGUCUUAUCUUCAGACCUGAUUUGACCAAUGGCUGUGUCUUCUGAGGGAAAAGAAUAAACCAAGGUUGGGCUAUUGCAUUUCUGUCCUGCUGUAUGGACUUACUGUUGACCGAGUUAACUGUCGGUGUUACAUACGUUAACACUAAAGAGCAGUAGAUUAAAAGACUCCAUUCUCUCUGAGCUCCAGUCGCUCUCAUAAAUGUCACAAAUAAUUCUACAUAGUGCAUGGCUGAUGCAUUAUUGUGAUGCGGUGUAGUACAGCUGCGGAAACUAAAGCUUCGAAGACUCUGAUUCAUCUUUGGAUUAUAUUCCGAUCAUCGAAGGCAUUAAUGCCCAGUAGUAGAAAAAAUUCAAGGUAUCAAGGUAGAAACCCAAUAUAUCUGCUAUCUCCGUCUUAAAUACUACUAUAUGAACUGUUUGCCAUGAUGGAUCGUAUGUAUGCACUUUUUUUUUUUUUUUCUUUUUUUUUUUUUUUUUUUUGUACAGUUCCCUUUAAAUAAGAGAUUUCACAAAUUGGCCAAAUAAUGUUUUGAUGGUUGUCAUUUUUUCUCCUUGUAUGUAGUGUUAUUAACAAAUCAACUUGACAUUUAACCCAUGGUCUGUCUAGUGCUUCUUUAGAGAUGCUAAAUGUUUUUUUUUUUCUAUCGAGAUACUAUCAAGUUGCACAAAAUAUGAGUCGUAUUUUUAAAUAAGUCAUUAUGAGAGACGACGCCUGCCUGGUGUCUUUGUAGUGAAAUGGACCACAAUGGGCUUGAUUAGCAAUACUGCUAAAUUGCGGCAGGCAGCCGAGGUAAUUAAUUAGCAGCCGUCGGAGAGCCGAAAAAGAUUGAGUGAUGUAACAGCAUUAACACUGAGGGACUGAUUGCUUUUUAAUGUCCAGGUACUAGUUAAUGUUUCCAAUAAAGGGGGUGAAUUGUA
Messenger RNA from Tachysurus vachellii, 2812 nucleotides. RefSeq names its product RAB5A, member RAS oncogene family, b (gene rab5ab). The coding region runs from base 213 to 866 and encodes 217 amino acids. Lineage: Eukaryota; Metazoa; Chordata; Actinopteri; Siluriformes; Bagridae. The record is from RefSeq and is a predicted model, not a curated record. The transcript is spliced from 6 exons. Gene Ontology annotation, molecular function: GTPase activity; GTP binding.